AAAAAAAAAAAAAUGUGUUUGUUUCAAGUGUUUGUGUGUUUGUUGGUUUACGGCGCAGUAGGAACAUCAGGAGCCGCAAAUGAAGAGAGCGCCAGCAGAGGACCCCGGAGCACUCUGGAUGGUGGUGGUGGUGGUGGUGGUGGUGGUUACUGGGUCGGGACAACACAGCCCUACUUCGCAGCGUUGCCAACUAACCUCACCAUCCUCUCUGGCAACACUGCGAGGCUCACCUGUCGCGUACACUUGCUGGGAGACAGAGCUGUAACGUGGAUGCGCCUACAAGAUUUCCAUAUUUUGACAGUAGGCCUAGUUACGUACACGGCCGAUGACAGAUUCCAGGUAACUCACACAGCGGACACAGAGGACUGGAAUCUUCACCUCCACGGGGCGACAGUAGCGGACACUGGCGCCUAUGUCUGUCAGGUGAACGCCAGGCCCAGGAUAGCCAGGCGCGUUUACCUUACUGUCACAGACAAAGCUGUGUUGGAAGGCAUUCUCACCCACCCCUCAGCCAACCAAGGGCGCCUCCACACUGCCAUCGAAGGGUCUCCUAACAGACACAUACAGACUGGGUCCUCUCUGGCUCUGACCUGCUCUGUGACUCACCCCCCCCCUGCCAGCCCACCCACGCUUCUCUGGUACAAGGGGGGGGUCCUACUGAUGCCUGACGGGGGGCGCCUAUCCCUGCAGGUGGAGCGGGAAGGGAGCCACACCACCUCACGGCUGCUCCUGCGCGCCCUUACACCAGCUGACGCGGGCGCGUACACCUGUGUGCCGGUGGGCGGGGCGGGCGUGUCCGUGGACGUGCAUGUCACUCAGGGUAAGACGGAG
Molecule: messenger RNA, 831 nt
Organism: Portunus trituberculatus (swimming crab)
Lineage: Eukaryota; Metazoa; Arthropoda; Malacostraca; Decapoda; Portunidae
Product: zwei Ig domain protein zig-8-like
Exons: 7
Biological process (GO): synapse organization
Cellular component (GO): neuron projection membrane
Source: RefSeq, a predicted model, not a curated record